Candidozyma haemuli is the source of this 6627-nucleotide messenger RNA. It is a transcript of the gene URA2, whose product is annotated as bifunctional carbamoylphosphate synthetase/aspartate transcarbamylase. NCBI's taxonomy places the organism in Eukaryota, Fungi, Ascomycota, Pichiomycetes, Serinales, Metschnikowiaceae. Gene Ontology annotation, cellular component: cytoplasm. Bases 1 to 6627 code for a protein of 2208 amino acids. Gene Ontology annotation, biological process: 'de novo' pyrimidine nucleobase biosynthetic process; L-glutamine metabolic process. The record is from RefSeq and is a predicted model, not a curated record. The transcript has a single exon. Gene Ontology annotation, molecular function: ATP binding; carbamoyl-phosphate synthase (glutamine-hydrolyzing) activity; metal ion binding.
AUGGCUAGAUUGUCUGCUCCCAUUUCUCCCCCAAUGGAGUCGACCGGUGACCGUUUGAUGACUUUGGAAACCAAGGAUGGUGUUGCCUUGCAAGGUUACUCCUUUGGUGCUCCAGUCGCUGCUGCUGGUGAGGUCGUCUUCCAGACUGGUAUGGUCGGUUACCCCGAGUCCAUCACCGAUCCUUCUUACGAGGGACAAAUCUUGGUUAUCACCUACCCUCUUGUUGGUAACUACGGUGUUCCUGACACCGACUUGAAGUGUGACAUUGUCGAUGCUUUGCCAAAGUACUUCGAGUCUAACCGUAUCCACAUUGCUGGUUUGGUUGUUGCUCACUACACCGAGGAAUACUCCCACUUCUUGGCCAAGUCUUCUUUGGGCCAGUGGUUGCAAAAGGAGGGCAUUCCUGCUAUGUACGGUGUGGACACCAGAGCCUUGACUAAGAAGUUGAGAAACGAAGGUUCCACUUUGGGUAGAUUGGCUAUCCAGAAGACUUCUACCAAGCACGAUGACGUGGUUGGCCAAGAGGACUGGGAAGGCUCCUUUGAAAUUCCUGAGUGGGAUGACCCUAACGUCAAGAACUUGGUCGCCAAGGUCUCUACCAAGGAGCCAAAGUUGUACAAGCCUAAGGACAACGUCAAGACUGACAAGAACGGCAAGCCUAUUCGUAUUGUCACCGUCGAUGUUGGUAUGAAAUACAACCAGAUCCGUUGUUUUGUUUCUAGAGGUGUUGAAUUGUUGGUCGUCCCAUGGGAUUACGACUACACCCAGGAGGAAUACGAUGGUUUAUUCAUUUCUAACGGUCCUGGUGACCCUCAAGUCAUGACCGAAACCGUUGCCAGAUUGGAGAAGGUCAUGAAGGAGGGUAAGACCCCAGUUUUCGGUAUCUGUUUGGGUCACCAGUUGAUGGCUCGUGCUACUGGCGCUGACACUGUCAAGUUGAAGUUCGGUAACCGUGGUCACAACAUCCCAUGUACUUCCACCAUCUCUGGAAGAUGUUACAUUACUUCCCAGAACCACGGUUACGCUGUGGACGCUUCUACCUUGAAUGAGGGCUGGAAGGAAUUGUUCAUUAACGCUAACGACGACUCUAACGAAGGUAUCUACCACGUCGACAAGCCAUUCUUUUCUGUCCAGUUCCACCCUGAGUCUACUCCAGGUCCAAGAGACACCGAGUUCUUGUUCGAUGUCUUCAUCAACUCUGUUAUCGACUUCAAGAACACCGGUGUUUACAAGCAGGUUGCUUUCCCAGGCGGUAAGAUCGAGGAGAACAGAGCUGCUCACCCAAGAGAGGACGUCAAGAAGGUUCUUGUUUUGGGUUCUGGUGGUUUGUCUAUUGGUCAGGCUGGUGAGUUCGAUUACUCUGGUUCUCAGGCUAUCAAGGCUUUGAAGGAAGAGGGUAUUUACACCAUCUUGAUUAACCCUAACAUCGCCACUAUCCAGACUUCUAAGGGUUUGGCCGACAAGGUUUACUUUUUGCCAGUUAACCCAGACUUCGUUAGAAAGGUCAUUAAGCACGAACGCCCAGAUGGUAUCUACUGUACUUUCGGUGGUCAGACCGCUUUGAGUGUCGGUAUUGCCUUGAAGGAUGAAUUCGAGAGCUUGGGUGUCAAGGUCUUGGGUACUCCAAUCGACACUGUCAUCACCACUGAGGACAGAGAGUUGUUCGCUUCUGCUAUGGAAGAGAUUGAUGAGAAGUGUGCCAGAUCCGAAGCUUGCUCUACUACCGAGGAAGCCGUGGAUGCCGCUAACGCUAUUGGCUACCCAUUGAUUAUCAGAGCUGCCUACGCUUUGGGUGGUUUGGGUUCUGGUUUUGCUGAUAACGAAACUGAAUUGAGAGACUUGUGUGCUAAGGCCUUUGCCACCUCUCCUCAGGUCCUUGUUGAGAGAUCCAUGAAGGGUUGGAAGGAAGUUGAAUACGAAGUUGUUCGUGAUGCUUUCGACAACUGUAUCACUGUCUGUAACAUGGAGAACUUUGAUCCUUUGGGUAUUCACACUGGUGACUCUAUUGUUGUUGCUCCAUCCCAGACCUUGUCCGAUGAGGACUACAACAUGUUGAGAACCACCGCUGUCAACGUUAUCAGACACUUGGGUGUUGUUGGUGAGUGUAACAUUCAGUACGCUUUGAACCCAUUCUCCAAGGAGUACUGUAUUAUUGAGGUCAACGCCAGAUUGUCUCGUUCUUCUGCUUUGGCUUCUAAGGCCACCGGUUACCCAUUGGCUUACACUGCUGCUAAGUUGGGUUUGAACAUUCCAUUGAACGAAAUCAAGAACUCUGUUACCAAGUCCACCUGUGCUUGUUUCGAGCCAUCUCUUGAUUACGUUGUUGUCAAGAUUCCAAGAUGGGAUUUGAAGAAGUUUACCAGAGUCUCUUCUUUGUUGUCUUCUUCGAUGAAGUCCGUUGGUGAGGUCAUGUCUAUUGGUAGAACUUUCGAAGAAGCUAUUCAAAAGGCUAUUAGAUCUACGGACUACCACAACUUGGGUUUCAACCAGACUGCUGCCUUGAUGUCCAUUGACAUUGACACUGAAUUGCAAACCCCAUCUGACCAGCGUUUGUUCGCUGUUGCCAACGCUCUUUCUGACGGCUACUCCGUUGACAAGGUUUGGCAAUUGACUAACAUUGACAAGUGGUUCUUGAACAAGUUGGAUGGCUUGAUCAAGUUUGGUAACAAGAUUGCUUCUUUCGGUACCAAGGAGAGCCUUCCACUUGGUGUCUUGAGACAGGCCAAGCAGUUGGGUUUCGAAGAUAGACAAAUUGCUAAGUUCUUGGACUCCAACGAGGUUGCUAUCAGAAGAUUGAGAAAGGAGGCUGGUAUUGUUCCAUUCGUCAAACAGAUCGAUACUGUUGCUGCUGAAUUCCCUGCUUUCACCAACUACUUGUACAUCACUUACAAUGCUGACUCUUCCGAUGUCUCCUUCGACGACCAUGGUGUUAUUGUUUUGGGUUCUGGUGUUUACAGAAUUGGUUCUUCCGUCGAGUUCGAUUGGUGUGCCGUCAGAGCUAUCAGAACCUUGAGAGAGAACAAGUUGAAGACUAUUAUGAUCAACUACAACCCUGAGACCGUCUCUACUGAUUACGAUGAGGCUGACAGAUUGUAUUUCGAGACUAUCAACUUGGAGAGAGUCAUGGAUAUUUACGACUUGGAGCAGUCUUCUGGUGUUAUCAUCUCUAUGGGUGGUCAAACCUCUAACAACAUUGCUUUGCCAUUGCACCGUCAAAAUGUUAAGAUCUUGGGUACCUCUCCUGAGAUGAUUGACUCUGCUGAGAACAGAUACAAGUUCUCCAGAAUGUUGGACAAGAUUGGCGUUGACCAGCCUGCUUGGAAGGAGUUGACUUCUAUUGAAGAAGCUGAGGAUUUCGCCGAGAAGGUCUCUUACCCAGUCUUGGUUCGUCCAUCUUACGUCUUGUCUGGUGCUGCCAUGAACACUGUCUACUCCAGAGCUGACUUGGCUUCCUACUUGUCUCAGGCUGUGGAUGUUUCUCCAGACUACCCAGUCGUCAUUACCAAGUACAUUGAGAACGCUAAGGAGAUUGAGAUGGAUGCCGUUGCCAAGGAUGGUAAGAUGAUUAUGCACGUUGUCUCUGAGCACGUUGAGAAUGCUGGUGUUCACUCUGGUGAUGCUACUCUCGUUGUUCCACCUCAAGAUUUGGACCCACAAACCGUUUCGAGAAUUGUUGAGGCCACCGCUAAGAUUGGUAAGGCUUUGGACAUCACUGGUCCUUACAACAUUCAGUUCAUUGCCAAGGACAAGGAUAUCAAGGUCAUUGAGUGUAACGUUCGUGCUUCUCGUUCUUUCCCAUUUGUCUCCAAGGUUGUUGGUACUGACUUGAUUGAGAUGGCUACUAAGGCUAUCAUGGACUUGCCAAUCACUCCUUACCCAGGUGAGAAGUUGCCAGAGGACUACUGCGCCGUCAAGGUUCCUCAGUUCUCUUUCUCCAGAUUGGCUGGUGCUGACCCUGUUUUGGGUGUUGAGAUGGCUUCUACUGGUGAGGUUGCCACUUUCGGUAGAAACAAGUACGAGGCUUACUUGAAGUCCUUGAUCUCUACUGGUUUCAAGUUGCCAAAGAAGAACUUCUUGUUCUCCAUCGGUUCUUACAAGGAGAAGCAAGAGUUGUUGCCAUCGAUCAAGAAGUUGCACGAGUUGGACUACAAGUUGUUCGCUACUGCCGGUACCGCUGACUUUAUCAAGGAACACGGUAUUCCUGUUCACUACUUGGAGGUCAUGGGUAAGGAGGAAGACCAGAAGUCUGAAUUCUCCAUGACUCAGCACUUGGCUAACAACAUGAUUGACGUCUACAUCAACUUGCCAUCUUCUAACAGAUUCCGUCGUCCUGCUUCUUACAUGUCCAAGGGUUACGAAUCUCGUCGUAUGGCCGUCGACUACUCUGUUCCAUUGGUCACCAACGUCAAGUGUGCCAAGCUCUUGGUUGAGGCUAUUGCUAGAGACAUUGAAUUGAACGUUAGCAACAACGACGCUCAAACCUCGCACUCCACCACUGAAUUGCCAGGUUUGGUUAACAUGACCAGCUUCGUUCCAUCUUUCGAUGACUUCGAGACCACUACCAAGGAGUCUUUGUCUGCUGGUUUCACCUUCAACGCUUUCUUGCCUCAAACCGUUUCUGGUUCCGUUGUUGUGGAUGCUGACAGCUUGAAUGACGCUAUUUCUACUGCUUCAGACUCUGCUUUCACCAACUUCUCCAUGAACCUUGCUGGAUCUGCCACCAACUCUGAGGACUGUGCUGAGGCUGCCGAGAACGCUGGUGCUUUGUUCUUGCCAUUCAACGACUUCGCCAACUCCAAGGUUUCGUCUAUCACUGCUCACUUUGCUUCUUGGCCACAGUCUAAGCCAAUUGUGACUGAUGCUUGUGCCACUGACUUGGCCUCUGUCUUGUUGCUUGCUUCCUUGUACAACCGUUCCAUCCACAUCACUGCUGUUUCUUCUAAGGAGGACUUGGAGUUGAUCAAGAUGGCCAAGGCCAAGGGCUUGAGCGUGACUUGCGAUGUCUCUAUCUACGCUUUGUUCUUGUCCCAGGAGGACUACGCUAAGUUUACCUUCUUGCCUACUGCUGAAGACCAAGCCGCUUUGUGGGAGAACUUGGAGCACAUUGACUGUUUCUCCAUCGGUGUUUUGCCAUACAUGGUCGCUAAGGGCCUUGGCCACGACAUCACUCCAGCUUUCGGUAUUAAGGAAGCAUUGCCAUUGUUGCUCCUGGCUGUCAGCGAAGGUAAGCUCACCAUUGCUGAUAUCGUGAAGCGUUUGCACGACAAUCCUAUCCAGAUCUUGAACCUUCCAAAGCAGGACGCUUCUGUUGAGAUUGACAUUGAGAGAAAGGUGUCUGUUGCUGACACUGUCAAGUCAAUCUUCAAGGACCGCAAGUUCCAGGGCUACAUCGAGAGAGUCUCUGUCCACGGCGAGACUGUUUGCUUGGACAGCUCUAUCUUGCCUGCUGACGCCUCUGGUAAGAACGAAUUUGCUACCAGAGACAGAUUCGGAUCUGUCACCAGCAUUCCUCAAUCUCCAAACUUGUCGAAGAAGGUCAGAGCUUCUUUCAGCGAGGGCCGUCGUCCAUCCUUGAUGAAGGAGAGAGAACAGCCAUCUCAGGGUACUUUGGAGAAGUUGGGCCACGAGUUGGUCUCUCAGCCACCAUCUGGCAACUUGUCUGACUCUGAUGCUUUGAUCAACUACAUCAGAAGAAACAACACCUUCCUCAGAAACUCUGUCUUGUCUGUUAAGGACUUUACUCGUUCUGACUUGCACUACUUGUUUGCUGUUGCCCAGGAGAUGAGAUUGGCUGUUGAGAGACAAGGUGUCUUGGACUUGUUGAAGGGAAGAUUGUUGUGCACCAUGUUCUAUGAGCCAUCUACCAGAACAUCUUCUUCUUUCGACGCUGCUAUGCAGAGAUUGGGUGGUAGAGUUGUUGCUGUUGCUGCUGACUCUUCUUCUGUCAAGAAGGGUGAAACCUUGCAGGACACUAUCCGCUCCUUGGCUUGUUACUCUGAUGCCAUUGUCUUGAGACAUCCAUCUGAGGAGUCUGCUGACAUUGCUGCCAAGUACUCUCCAGUUCCAAUUAUUAACGGUGGUAACGGAAGCAAGGAACAUCCAACGCAGGCCUUGUUGGACUUGUUCUCCAUCAGAGAAGAAUUGGGUACUGUGAACGGUAUCACUGUUACUUUCAUGGGUGACUUGAAGUACGGCAGACCAGUUCACUCUCUCUUGUACUUGUUGCGUCACUACCAGGUCAGAGUCCAGUUGGUUGCACCAAAGGAGUUGUCUUUGCCUGAGAGCAUCAAGACUAUGUUGAGGGAGCACAACAUGUUGUCGGUUGAGACUGAGCAGUUGACUCCUGAACUCAUUGCCAAGUCUGAUGUCUUGUACUGUACCAGAGUCCAAGAAGAGAGAUUCAAGGACAGAGACCAGUACAUGAGAUUGAAGGACACUUACAUCGUUGACAACAAGAUCUUGUCUCAUGCUAAGCUGCACAUGUGUGUCAUGCACCCAUUGCCUAGAACCACUGAGAUCAAGGAGGAGGUUGACUUCGACCAGAGAGCUGCUUACUUCAGACAAAUGAGAUACGGCUUGUACGUUAGAAUGGCUUUGUUGGCUAUGGUCAUCGGAGUUGACUUCUAA